Molecule: messenger RNA, 414 nt
Organism: Galeopterus variegatus (Sunda flying lemur)
Lineage: Eukaryota; Metazoa; Chordata; Mammalia; Dermoptera; Cynocephalidae
Source: RefSeq, a predicted model, not a curated record
AUGCUGUACCAUACAGUGUUGCCUACAACUGCUUGUAGCUUCAUUGUAGCUGUGAAUGCUCUGUUCCUCUCCUUUUCACCAAAGAUGCGUGAGCAUACUGGAUUGAGCUGUGCGUGGCACAGCAUUCCCCACAUGGUAGGCAAAGGAGGAUGUGGUCUGAUAGCUCUGCCCAUGGGGCAGCCCUCCUGCCAUUACAGUGUCAAAACGUUGGUUUUUUUGAAGGUUUUUAUUGGUACUGACUUUACAAAGGCAAAAUUCCUCCUAAAGGAAGCAGACAUGAAAGAUACCGAAUUAGAGGCUACACAAAUUGAGAGACCAUCAAUUGCACAAAAGGAAACACAGAUUUAUGGUUCAUCUACAUCUUACACAGUUUUAAGACUGCACCUAGGUAGACAAGAGAGCCUUAGAGACUGA